AUGGCUAGCUAUGGCACCAUCCCUACCUCCUCCUCGCCUGCCGGCAACCCGGUGAACCUCGAGUACAUCUCUCGUGCCAAGGAACGCAUCAAGGAUGGCCUCGCCACUCGCCGCCCCUGGCGUGAGAUGUUCAAUUUACACUGCUUCAAUCUCCCGUCCACCUCCGGCGCCUUCUCUCGAGUCAAAACGAAUUUAGCAUUCUUCCGAAUGAACUACGCAAUGAUAGUUCUGUUGAUUCUGUUUCUGAGUCUCCUCUGGCACCCGAUUUCGCUUAUUGUUUUCAUUGUAAUGAUGGCGAUUUGGCUCUUCCUCUACUUUCUCCGCGACGAGCCGCUUGUGAUCUUCGGCCGGAUGAUUACCGAUCGUGUGGUGCUCAUUGUUUUGUCGUUGGUCACGAUUGUUGCUCUACUGUUGACUCACGCCACUAUCAAUAUUCUGGUGGCGCUGUUGGUUGGAGUGGUGGUGGUUCUGAUUCACGCCGCCGUGAGGAAAACGGAUGAUUUGUAUGUUGAUGAGGAGGCUGCCGGCGGUUUGUUGAGGUCUACUGCCGGUGGUCCUUCUUCGUAA
Fraxinus pennsylvanica is the source of this 567-nucleotide messenger RNA. The record is from the annotation of a GenBank genome assembly. Lineage: Eukaryota; Viridiplantae; Streptophyta; Magnoliopsida; Lamiales; Oleaceae.